This is a messenger RNA of Durusdinium trenchii, 891 nucleotides long. Lineage: Eukaryota; Dinophyceae; Suessiales; Symbiodiniaceae. The record is from the annotation of a GenBank genome assembly.
AUGCUGCGACGAUGGGUUUGGUCGCCAUGUUUGCUGCUCCUCGGAGCUGCUGGCGACAGCUGCUUUGUGCAUUUGAAGAAGCCUUUGGAGGCGCCGCCCUUCAGCGCGGCGGAGGAAGCCGAGCUCUGGCGGCUCUUCGAGGCCAACGUCAACGUGAACGGCUUGGGCGCUGUGAUCGCCUCGCCGGGAGCGUGUCCGGCACAGGUGGACUGUUGCGGCAUCAUGGACCCCAUGCCCUACGGCUUUCAUUGGACUCGGGACGCCUCCCUGAGCCUUUUGACCCUCUUAGAGCGCGUGGAGCGCUCCACAAGGCACAACGAUGAACCGGUGUCGAUGGCACCGUCCCUGCGGGGCUGGCGCACCUCAGAUUCGACCCUCCCAAAGCUGAGAAGCGACGUGGAGAAGACCAUCGUCGCCUAUGCGGCCUGGGUGGCACGCAUGCAUGGCCGCACCAGACUGGCCGGAAAUCUGGAGAGUGUGCAGUCUGCUGCGGAGGAGGCCUUCGUGGAGCCCAAGUGGAGCUUCGACGGGGAACCCUACCGGGGCGGCUGGUGCCGUCCGCAGACCGACGGACCAGCCUUGCGCGCUCGCUUGUUGAUGCGAGCCGCUGAAAUCUUCCCGCAUUUGGUGAACGAGACGCUGUGGCCCUUGGCGCAGAAAGACUUGGAUUGGCUAGUGGAGCACCACUCCAUGGAGAGCUGCGACCUCUGGGAGGAGACGCGUGACAGUGACUUCCUCUGGAACCGCGUGGUACAGCUAGCUGCCCUUGUGGAAGGCCAUCACUUUGCUACAGAUCCAGUCCUCAAACGCAGGUACUUGGACGCGGCCCAGCAAAAGGGGAAGCUUUGGCCAACCACGUGGCGAACCACAGUGCAGGGGAAGAGUUCUUGA